UCCUUGUGUCCAAAUCAGGAAAGUCGCGACUUCCUAGGACUCCUUCAGAGACUUGCGGAUUAAGAAACCCUACAUUCCUCUAACUUCCCAAGGCCCGUAUAUAAACCGACGCAAACAGAAGCCGAACAGACGACCGCUCUGAACUUUUGGUCAAAACCGCUCAACUUCCAAUUUCAAAACAUAAACAAAGAGAGCAAGCCAGCGACUGGUGCGACGAUUGGACCACUAUUUCUAGUUUCUACUUUACCAGACGUUCCUGCAAUACAUUUGAAUCAUAGCUCUUUAUGGACAAAACACUUGAGAAACGAAAAGUCGGAGUUCUUCCCAACAGAAAGAGGCCGAGAGUUGAUGAUAAAGAUGGAGUAAUUCAUCAUGUCAAGGAGGCUUUGGAUGAAUAUCGAGAGAUAUUAACUAAGCUCUUGCAAAAACAUGAUAGUGAAUCCAACCAACAAGUUUGUUUGAGGCCUGAUAUUGAAGCAGCAAUGUGUCAGAGAAAGAAAGGACACUUGGUUAACACGAGGAAACAAUUAGGACCGAUUUCGGGAGUGAAGGUUGGUGACGAGUUUCGCAACAGGGCUGAACUAACUGUUGUUGGCCUCCAUCAUAAGUUUCGUCAUGGUAUUGAGUAUAUGAAGAAGGAUGGGAAAAUUUUGGCCACAAGCAUUGUUAAUUCUGGCCGUUACGCUAACCAUAUAGCAUCUCCUGAUAUCUUGACUUAUUCAGGUGAAGGUGGAAAUCCUAGGGUUGAUCCUAAAAAGCCAAAGGAUCAAAGACUUGAACGUGGAAACCUUGCACUAAAGAAUAGCAUGGAAGAAGGAACUCAUGUAAGGGUAAUUCGUGGUAUUAAUCGUUUUGAGGUGGGCACACGUGCUAAGAAAAGUUCUUUCAGAACUUAUGUUUAUGAUGGUCUCUACAUAGUAGAUAGUUUUUGGCAAGAAAGAGAGGAAUUUGGCAAACUUGUGUUUAAAUUUUUGUUGAAAAGGAUAUCGGGGCAACCAAUAGUCACAUGGGGAAAAGCUUUGGACAAGUCGAAAAAACCUACGGUUUCAAAGGAUAUUGUUUGUAAAAAUGACAUCUCUGAAGGGAAAGAGAAGAUGCCUAUUCGGGUGGUCAAUGCAAUAGAUAGGGCGAGUCCUCCAGCUUUCAUUUACAUGCGCAAUGUCAUUUAUCCAGAUUUCUUCAAGGCGACAAGAAAAGGGGGUUGUGAUUGCCUUCAUGGAUGCUUAGAAUCCAAGUCAUGUUCUUGUGUAAUGAAGAUUGCAGGGGUUUUGUCAUACAACAACACGAUAACAGACAAGAAAUCCCUUAUUUAUGAGUGUGGUACUACGUGUAAGUGCUCUUCUUCUUGCAAAAAUAGAAUUAGUCAGCAUGGCAUUCAGUUUAAACUUGAAGUCUUUAGGACAAAAUCAAAAGGAUGGGGUGUCAGAUCACGAUCAUAUAUUCCACGAGGAAGUUUUAUAUGUGAGUAUGUAGGAGAAAUUCUACAAGAUAAAGAAGUCAAACAAAGAAGGGGGUUUGUCAUUGAUGCCACACGACAUGGGAAUGUGGGAAGAUUUGUCAGUCAUAGUUGUUCUCCUAAUCUAUUUGCUCGAAGUGUCCUCCAUGAUCAUGACGACGUGAGAAUCCCACACAUGAUGUUAUUUGCUGAGAAGAACAUUCCACCGAACCAAGAGCUAACUUACGAUUAUAAUUCUAUAGUAGGCGAUUCGAAUGGCACUACCAUCAGAGAAGCUCUCCUCGACAAACCAUCUGGAGUUGCACCUAAUAUCAUCUAAGGCAACUCUUUUUAGCCAACGGAGAAAUCUGAGGAAUGAAUUGAAAAAGUUCAAGUUUGCUUUGGUCAUUGUGCAGAGUCUGCCGCAUAUUCUAAUUAUUUAUUUAUUUCUGUUUACACAAGUAAACACUUCAGCAGAGGGUUUGCUUUUUUUCCAGACAUAUCGCUGAUGCUGCCGCUAAGCUUGCCAAAAGGAGUUUGUGCUUUAGUAAGUGGGCCACGUUUCCCCCACCCUCCUUUGGUCUCUAUUCUGUCGCGAUACGAUCUGCCAGCCCCUACGUGAUCGAGUGGUCUUUUGUUGCUUAGGCUGGUUUUAGUUUGGUCCAGCUGUUUGACUCUGUACCUAUCUGCAAUGUUCAGUCUCUAGUUUUUGUGUGCUCUUUUUCUGUUAGUUACUUCUGGUGCCGCCUUUCUUUGGGCAUGCUUUGCUUUGUAUUGUUUUCUCCUCUGCCUGCCUUUUCUGGGGCCUUUUAAUGAAGUAUCUUUCGACAAAAAAAAAAAAAUUCCUCA
Molecule: messenger RNA, 2284 nt
Organism: Prunus avium (sweet cherry)
Lineage: Eukaryota; Viridiplantae; Streptophyta; Magnoliopsida; Rosales; Rosaceae
Product: histone-lysine N-methyltransferase, H3 lysine-9 specific SUVH5-like
Cellular component (GO): nucleus
Molecular function (GO): protein binding; zinc ion binding; double-stranded DNA binding
Source: RefSeq, a predicted model, not a curated record